UCUCUAUACUAUCGCUGCCACCAGUCAAAACUUCACACUGUGUAAGGCGACUACAGCCAUGCAUGGAGCUAGGGCCUAAUCGUGACCUAUCGAACUACAGACAGGUGACCUUAUGUUUACGCGAAUGGCCGUGAUAGAGCAGACGAAAUUAUACCCUAUUAAUUGUUUUGUUUGUUUGUCAUCAGGUAAUUCCAUUUCUUUUAAAUUGUCUGGCAGGAAGUGUGUCGAGGAUAAUAUUCUUGCAAAACUGUGUUUUCUGUUGGAUGCCGAGACAGUUUCUUUGCUGCAUCACCACGAAGCUGGUUUGUGUAGAAACUGUUUCAUAAAAAUAAAUAACUUUAUGAAAUUUAAGGAUGGAUUGCAAACCAGCGUGAAGAAAUAUAUUUGCAGAGAUAACAAAAUCAAAAGGCAUUCACUAUUGACGGAUUGUUCCACACCUGACAGCAAGCGGCAAUCAAUUGCAUGCGAGGUUGAGGAUAUUUCAGGUGAGCGUUCCCGUACAUGAGAAAAUAUGAAACUUUUUUUCAUGCCCCUAACCUCCUUCUCAACAGCCCAUCCGAUGUUCCUUAUCUUGAGUUGUUUACUGCUGUUUGUUGUCACUAUCAUUCUAACCGGAAAUGAGUAGACUAGUCUGUUUAUUAGACAUAAUACGUAAUAAUGAUAAUAAUAAUAUUUAUUUAUUUUAUUCAUGGUUAAACUAAGUGCUGUUAGGAGAUCUUUUGGGACCCUUAAAUAGAUUUUCUUGCUUUAUUGCAUAUGUCUCAUUUGAUAAAUCAACUUUGAAACCUCAAGCACACAUUUGGAAUUGUGAUUCAUCUGUUGCAAAGAAUUUUAACUAAGCAUGAGGUAGAAGCUAAAAUAUUUGCAAAACAUAUUAUUGCAUUGCUGGAGCUCAACAUCCUCUGAUGGCUAAAGCAAGACCGACUGGUAUUGCUUUCAUCGUCAUUUACAAGUUUAACAUUGACCUUUCCACGUGCAAAAAGAAUGCCACAAGUUACACUGAAAACAAGAGAAGUUCACCUGCUUCCCAUAAUGAAGAAUCAGAUGCAUCAUCUUUUUCUGUGCAAAAAGAAGCUGAACACAUUUAUGCAGCCUCACCGUGUACCAAAAUCUGUUCUAAUGGGACAGGACCCGUUGAAAAACCAAAGGCUGCAGUUGGUGAACACAACUAUUGUUUGGAUUUGCCACCAAAACAAAAGCUACCAUCUACAUUUUCAACUCAUGAGUCAUUUGCUGAAGUUGGGAAACAGCCACAGCAGACAUAUUUACAUGGACUAAUGCAAGCAGUUGCAUCUGAGGACUUGGAGCAAGUUGUGACCUUACUUUUGUCCCACCCCAGUUCAAGAAAUAAAAUAAACGAGAGAGUGAUACAGCAGCUACAGUCAGACUGUCAAGAGCUAUCAUCAUUAUCAUCUCCAUCGGUUCUCAGGGAGCAAUCAAGUCUGCAGAAUCUUACAGAUAGCCAUGACUUUAUAGGUCAGGUAUUUCAGGAGAUGAAAGAAAGGGCACCAUUCUUGUUGGCUGUAAUGUCCACUGUAACUGGAUGUAUGGAUGGUGAAAUUCCACUCAAUAAAGUGGCUGCAAUAACGUCAUCAUACUCCAUACUGAUGCGUAUGCGAAACAUCCAUCUAACAGCAUGGCAUAAGAUGGUGGGAUGCAUUCUCAUAAGAGGACAUUUAGAAGAUCAGAGUAUGGUACUACUGAGCAACAUUGGAUUGUGCCAAUCCCCAACUACCAAACUCCGAAUGAUGGCCCAGGCAGUGACUCAAACAAAGCUUAACAUUGUUCGAUCAUUACAAUGUAAUCCAUUGAUCAAGAUCACUGGAGACAAUUUGGAUGUCUAUAUCAGGUCAUCUAAAGUAGGAUCAACUAAAAAUGACAACAAGGAUCUUCACAUGUUUGCAUCAAACAUCAUUUUCUCCAAGUUUGCUGACAUUAACUUGAGCACUUCACCACCACCUCUAUCCUCUACAUGCAUCAACGCAUCUGAUGUCCUCCCGAAUGAAGACACUUUGAACAAGUUAUCCUCAGCUUAUAUUGUUCUCAUUGGCAGAAUACUGAAGGAUAUUCCAGCACUAUCAUGGCUCAACAUCCCAACACACAUUCCACACAGCCACAGUAAAACAGCAUCCAUGAAGACAGAGGUACAUCCCAUGCCACUGUUAUUCAGCAAUGAAGCCAAGUAUGAAGAAUGUGUGAAGAUUCUUGAUAGCUAUGAGGAUCAGUUGACAGAACUCUUUACAAGUGCACAUGGUGACCAAUCAGCGCUAAGGGAACUUCAUGUUCCAGUCGGUGGGGAUCAGCUCACCAGGGUAAGGCUUGAGGGUGCCAAGAGUCUCAGAGCACUUUCUCCUACACCUGCCAAAAGAUUUGAUGAUCUUGGACCAUUUGUUAUUGAAUGGUGGCACAACAAGCAGGACUUUUUGGAGAAGGCAUACAAGGCUUUGUUCAGCCCAAGGUCAAUUAGACAGCCAGGGACGCUAUACUUCUACAAAGCCAAGUUUAACAUGACAAAUGUUAAUGGAAAUGUUAAGAGGAAUUUUCAGUCUCAUCAUGACCUACUUGUUCAUGUUGGAAAAGCUGUUAUUGUGGAACAGGCACGUGAAUACUUUGGUAUCACUGAUGACAACAACACAGCUUUGAAGAAUAUUCCUGUUGAUGUUUUCAACCUGUCUUUGGAAGAGAAAACCACAGCGUCAGAGGCAGUUUUAAGAGCUUUCCUUGUCCACUAUGGAUACCUUGAUUUAACGUUCAAGGAUUCUUGUGAAAGAAUGUAUUUGAUUUUUCAUGUAAAUGCUGAUGGUACAGUGGUGGAAGAAAAGUCUCAGUUUGAACCUGAUGAAGUCUACAGUUAUUGCCAGCAACUAUCCCACUGGGCUCUCCAUUUAAUGGAGCUUGAUGACACAGCCAAAGAGGGAGACAGUGAUAGACUUAUCCAUAAUGCCAAGAUGAACAUUCCAUUCUUUUUUGCCCAUUCUUCACAGAGUAAAUAUUUUGUGGAGAAUAUUGACUUUCUCAUUAAAGUCUGCUACUUGCUCUCUCCAAUGAUGAAAGAACUUGUCCUUGACACAGCUUUCAUUAACACCAAGGGAGGAAUUUCAAAUUGUGUUGAGGCUGACCUAGUGCAGGAACACAGCGUAAAGAAUCAGAAGGCGCUCAUCAAACAACUUGGUGCCAACAAGACCAAAAACGCCAUGAUAACAGCAACAGGUGCAGCAAGUGCAAUAUUCAAAGUUUGUGACAACCUGAGGAUAUCUCUUGGAGUCAAACGACAGUCAACCAGACAUUCCAAAAGGAUUUGUAUUUCUCAGAUAGGGUCAAUUCAAAAAUCACUUAAUGAAUUGAGGCCAUUUCAUCAUUGUGCAGGAAGAAAGUGUCAUGGGUUUAAGGGCAUUGUAUCAUCCCCUUUCAGAAAGUUCACAAAAUCUAGUCUUUUCAUCAGAGUCCAAGAUAUUGUGUUCAGAUUGAUGAAAGGUGAUCAUAUUGACAUGGAUGACAGAUGUAAUCAGUCUGAUGAUACCAGUGAUUCGGUUGCUGCUGCUGAUGAUGGCGAUAGUGAUGAUGAACUUCCACCUGUGUAGUUGUGGCAGAGUGAUAUUUUGUAUAUACAACUUAUGUUAUAAUUCUAUUUUAGCCAUAGUUUUAUUAAAGGCGACUUUGCUUGUCGUAUAAGGCGACU
Messenger RNA from Haliotis rufescens (red abalone), 3679 nucleotides. RefSeq lists its product as uncharacterized. Bases 906 to 3581 code for a protein of 891 amino acids. The record is from RefSeq and is a predicted model, not a curated record. The transcript is spliced from 11 exons. Lineage: Eukaryota; Metazoa; Mollusca; Gastropoda; Lepetellida; Haliotidae.